AGUGAACUAUUGACUUACUGUAUGUACACAACUUUAUCAGUAAACUAAAGGGCUGUGGUUGCCUAAUCUCCAAACAGCUGACGGGCAGAUGCAGAAGCUUCAUGCGCAGAUUAAUGGCAACGGCUUCCAGGCGAGAUGUGCGCGCACACACACCGUACACUGUUUGACCAACAUUGACAGUUUGUGGAUGAAAUGCGCUGACUACUCUUUUUAGAAGUUCUCAUUUUUUGCUCUGGAUGGAAUGAAGGUUGGGUAGGAGAAAGAACGAGAGAGAAAUAAUGAACGUUUGGUAAGAGAGAAGGGUCGCCAAAAGGAUACAUUGCAUGACUCUGAUAUAAGGACAUGUACGGAAUAGAACAAUUGCAAGAAAGGAAGACCAUUUCGGAAUAUUUUUGUGCAUGCACAUUUUGAAUAAAAGAGGGAGAAGUUCCUCUUAUUUUCUGUCUUCAUCAAUUCAUUAAUAUUGUUUUCUCCUGCUACUAAGAUUUGGACAACUAUUCACCUUUGACAUACAGGCAACUUCAGGUAACGGGAAAAGAGAGCUGCUGAAAAGUGGACCCAUAUGAAAUAGAAAACUGAAAAAAGAGGACACUGAAUAUUACAUUCUAUGUGAACAACUACGUUGUAGCCUAUAUUUUUUUCUAUAUCAAGCCAUAACCCAACCAUGCAGCAGGAACGAUUGCUGAAGGUUCUAGUCAUCGGUGACCUGGGGGUCGGGAAGACGUCCAUAAUAAAGCGUUAUGUCCAUCAGAUAUUCUCCCAACAUUACAGAGCCACGGUCGGAGUCGACUUCGCCCUCAAACUCCUCAAUUGGGAUCACAAGACGGUCGUGCGACUGCAGCUGUGGGACAUCGCAGGCCAGGAGCGCUAUGGCAACAUGACGCGGGUUUACUACCGCGAGGCUGUAGGAGCGUUGGUGAUCUUUGACAUGACGCGGGCCUCUACCUUCCAGGCUGUCCUCAAGUGGAAGGGAGACCUCGACUCCAAGGUUGCUCUGGGUAACGGGAGGCCAGUUCCGGCCGUCUUAUUGGGUAAUAAAUGUGACCAGCUGAGUACGGAUCUCUGUUCCAAACUGCCCAAACUGGAGAACUUCACUAGAGACCACGGCUUUGUAGGGUGGUACGAGACCUCCGCCAAGGACAACAUCAACAUCGACGCGGCCAUCAUGUGUUUGGUAGAGAGCAUCAUGGCUGUAGAAGAGGAGAGGCCGCCAGCUGGAGAUCCUAGAGACCCUAGCGUCCUGGUCUCACCACGCUUUGACUACAAUAGGACAGGGAUGGCUGGACUGCCUGGGUGCGAUGGGUGUAAAAAGCGACCUCUGCCUGGCCGAAGGGAGAUGGGGGAUAUUUGAGGGAUGAGAGAUGGGGGGGGAG
Oncorhynchus tshawytscha (Chinook salmon) is the source of this 1373-nucleotide messenger RNA. Its product is annotated as ras-related protein Rab-38. Gene Ontology annotation, cellular component: trans-Golgi network; Golgi apparatus; vesicle. The coding region runs from base 665 to 1351 and encodes 228 amino acids. The transcript has 4 exons. Gene Ontology annotation, molecular function: GTP binding; GTPase activity. The record is from RefSeq and is a predicted model, not a curated record. Gene Ontology annotation, biological process: vesicle-mediated transport. NCBI's taxonomy places the organism in Eukaryota, Metazoa, Chordata, Actinopteri, Salmoniformes, Salmonidae.